UAAAGUUUCGAUUUUUACUCUUUUUCUAGGCUUGCUUUUAUCAUCAUCAAAUUUUCAACUUCAUAGUUCAAUCAUCAAUCAGUAUAGCAAAAAAAUUUGGAUCAAAACCAAUUUAGCUCUCAUUUUCCCCAUUUAGAUGCUUUCCCGCUUAAAAGUAACCUCCGAGUGAUGUUAUAGUGAGUUAUAGAAAAGGUAUUCGCACCAAUUGUUUGAUCAUUUGCCCCAAAGAAGAACUACCAGUUUUGGCAAUAUGAAGAGCAGAUUGUCGUUUUUGCUCUCACACCAGGCUUUAAAAUCCUCUAAUUUCUGCAAGAAAAAUCCAUAUUCAUUGAUAUCUCCGAACCCUUAUCAGAAAUCAAGUUAUAAUAUGUGGGUCCCAGUGAGGUAUAGAUCCGGUGGAGGAGGCAGACCCAAGAGGAAAAUCUACUACAGAGACCAUGAACUGGACAGAGUCAUGGACUUGCAGAAGAAACCUUCCUUAAUCUUAGAGCUCAAGUCCAUCAUUCAGUCACAAAAGAGCCGGUCUCUUCUUCUCCGGGACCUUGAGAAAGAAGUUGGGUUUGUCAAGAAAUGGAAUUUCAUGAAUGCCAUUGAGAAGUACCCUUCAAUAUUUUAUGUUGGUGGGGGUAAUAGGACACCCCCAUUUGUUAGGCUCGCCCAGAAAGCCGAAAAGAUUGCCGGCGAAGAAGCUGAAGCCAGGGAAUCAAUGGAGCCCAUUUUGGUUAAGAACUUGAGGAAGCUUUUAAUGUUGUCGGUUGAUUGCCGGGUUCCUCUUGAAAAGAUCAAAUUUGUUGAAUCAGGAUUGGGUUUACCAAAUGGUUUUGAGAAGACAUUGAUCCCGAAGUACCCCGAGUUCUUUUCUGUGAAGGAUGUCAAUGGAAAUGCUUGUCUUCUCCUGGAAAGUUGGGAUUCUUCGUUAGCAGUCAGUGCCCGGGAGGAGAAACUUGCAAGUGAAGGAAUUCUGGCCUCUGCUGGGAAUCCAAGGAAGGUUAGGAUAUCGAAAGAUGGUAAUUAUCCCGGUCCACAUGCGUUCGAAAUGAGUUUCCCUGCCGGUUUUAGACCAAACAUGAGUUAUCUUGAGGAACUUGAGAAGUGGCAGAAGAUGGAAUUCCCUUCCCCAUAUCUUAACGCUAGGAGAUUCGAAAUUGCUGAUCCGAAAGCGAGGAAGCGUGUGGUCGGUGUGCUUCAUGAGCUCCUGAGUUUGACAAUGGAGAAGAGGAUGACAUCUGCCCAAUUGGAUGCAUUUCAUUCAGAGUGUUUCUUGCCGUCCAAACUACUGCUUUGCUUGAUAAAACAUCAUGGUAUUUUUUAUAUCACUAAUAAAGGCUCAAGGAGUACUGUUUUUCUUAAAGAAGCUUAUGAUGGGACAAACCUAAUAGACAAAUGUCCCAUGUUGUUGUUCAAUGACAAAUUUGCAGCACUUAGUGGUAGGGGAGAGAUUAGUUCAUCAAGGGAGAUGAUGCCUUCUACAAAGCAUGUUUACUGAAAACUUAUUUACUUUUUUUAAUUAUUUUAUUUUUGUGGUAUUCUUUCUCAAGUUUGAGAUUUUAGCAUCCAUGCAGGAAUUUAUAUCCUUUAGAACAUGAAGAAAUGUAUAUAAUUCAGAAAGGCAAACAUUUUAAGCCUGUCGUGCAAGUUGUCAUGAAAUCAAAGCCUA
Messenger RNA from Morus notabilis, 1657 nucleotides. Its product is annotated as protein WHAT'S THIS FACTOR 1 homolog. The record is from RefSeq and is a predicted model, not a curated record. NCBI's taxonomy places the organism in Eukaryota, Viridiplantae, Streptophyta, Magnoliopsida, Rosales, Moraceae. The transcript has a single exon. Gene Ontology annotation, molecular function: RNA binding. The coding region runs from base 251 to 1486 and encodes 411 amino acids.